Molecule: messenger RNA, 2407 nt
Organism: Anguilla anguilla (European eel)
Lineage: Eukaryota; Metazoa; Chordata; Actinopteri; Anguilliformes; Anguillidae
Gene: tsc22d3
Product: TSC22 domain family, member 3
Exons: 3
Coding region: 426-1040 (204 amino acids)
Biological process (GO): regulation of transcription by RNA polymerase II
Source: RefSeq, a predicted model, not a curated record
CCCCGUCAAACGGCUUCCCGCUGUACAGAGCUACGCACACUGCUGCUGCUCCCCACACACAAAACAGAGACAAAGACACUAAGAAGAACUCACGAGAGAGAGAGAUAGAGAGAAAGAGUCAGAGAGAAAGAGCGAGAGCGAGAGAGAGGCGGGUGGAUGGCUUGAAGGUGGGUGUCACUGCGGGUGCGGGACGCUGGUGUUUCCUCCAAAGCGCGGAACAGCACCUGGACAGUGGCCACAGGCAGACACACGCGUGCUCUCACACGCGCGCUCCCACACACGCACACGCAAGCACGAGAGGACGGGCAGGAGUGCCGGAACAUACUCCGGAGGCUUAGUGGAGCCAGAAGCCUGCCCGCUCUGCAAUCAGCCUCGCGCACUUCGCCACCUGUUUCUCCACAGUGCGGGCUCGGAGCGGACCCCCCAUGGCGGACGAGGAGUGCCGGUCUCCCAUUGGCCUGGACUGCUGCAGCUGCUGCCUGGACCUGGCAAACGGCUGCGACGCAGUGCCCGGCCGCCCGGGCCUCAAUGCCAUGGGCAGCCCCACCGUCACCCACUUUCGGCAGCUCCGGGACCAGCUGAUGUUCCCGAACCUCAACACGGACAAGCUGAACAACAUCAUGCGGCAGGACUCCCUGGAGUCGGUGGUGCGGGACCCCUGCUUCCUACUCAACGAGGGCAUCUGCAACAGCAACAUCGACCAGACCAUGCUGUCCAUUCUGCUCUUCUUCCACAGUGCCUCUGGUGCUAGCGUUGUGGCGAUUGACAACAAGAUCGAGCAGGCAAUGGAUCUUGUGAAGAACCACCUGAUGUACGCAGUCCGGGAGGAGGUGGAGAUUCUGAAAGAGCAAAUCAAGGAGCUGGCGGAGAAGAACAACCAGCUGGAGCGGGAGAACAGCCUGCUGAAGAACCUGGCCAGCCCAGAGCAGCUGGAGAAGUUCCAGUCCCGUCUGCCUCCGGAUGAGGCCCAGCUCGCGCAGAGCCAGCCGGUGGACUCGCCUGACCAGGACAUCCUGCGCUGCGCCGGCUCCGCCGUGUGAGUGGCUCUGUCUUGGGGCGGGCAGAGCCACAGGCCUCAUCUGAGAUAGGCCCAAAACCGUGUCGAUGCACAUCUUCUACGAAGCUGGCUGUACAGACGAGAGAGAGAAAAAAAAACGAAAGCAAAGACUUUCAUAACGGCCCAGCCUGUUUUCUGUGUAAUCUUAAGAUGAAUGUGUAAAAGAGGGCACUCAACACGCCAGAGAAUGGUUGUGUUCGGACAGGGGAGAACCCCCCCAGUACCAGGGGCUGACCCUCAGUCUUCUCAACCUCCCCCCCUGCUCCCCUCAUGACGAAGAGGAGAGGGUCAUGUGACAGGGCUGGCCCAGCGUCCUGACCCAGGGUGUGCCUGAAUGGCACCGUCCAAUGCUUGGCAGAUGCGCGCCAAGUAAAAAAGAAAGCUCCAGAGACUUUGAGAAAGACAGAGAAAGGGGGAGGGAGGGAAGAACGUCCACCCUGUCUCUCACAAGAGCCCUGUGGAUUUCUCGCUUCUGAAGCGCGGCAGUUUGGAAGUCCAAAAAAAAAAGAAAAAGUUGCGUCCAUACAGAACAGUUCCCUCCUCAGCCUUCAUCUUUCUUUUUUUUUUCUCUUAAUUUUUGUUUUGUUUUAGUUUUUGCUUUUGAUUCACAAAACCAAGAAAAGCGAAAACUCCUGGUAUGGAGGAUCCAGGUGCGGGACUCUUGAACAAGGCUGAUCUGCUCACUGCGUCACUGAUUACUGUGCGAUUCAUUAUAGAUCACGUUGCUUGUGUACUCUGCAGUCGGGGUCAUGCUGCUUAUGGGGGAAUCGAUUAAAGUCCUGCUCUUUUACCUUUGUUUUGUGAAACAGAGCAAAGUUUUAUAUAUAUUUUUGAUUUGUCGGUAGGAGCAUUCUAACUGCCAUGAGAUGAAUAAUGCCGAAGAAAUCCAUACAAAUUUGCAUAGCUCUGUAAAUUUGUACAUAGCAUAAAGUGAAGUAUGUGGAAUUGCAUCAGUGGAUAAAUGCAACUGAUGGAUUUUUUCUUUUUUUUUUUGCGGCAAGUGCACUCCCAGUAUAAGACUGAUCUGCUGUUUUUAUGCCAUAGAACUGUUGACACCGAACUUGGACUCCUAAAAAAGCAAGAGAAAGGUGUCAGACUGUUAUCCGCAAAUAGGGACACAUUUUCAACCUGAAAGAUGUGUUUUUCUAGCUACCAAAGACUUGCAUCAUAUACUCAGAAAUCAACCUGGACCAUGUGUUAAACUCACAGGGAGAAGUCUUGUUAGCAGUUGUAAUUACAAAAACAAGGGGUAUUGUUGCUGUAUUGUGUCCAUGAAGAUAGGACUGCGGGUAUUCACAAAGAUGUAUGGAUACAAAAUGCACAUUGCAAUAAACCUUAUGUUUACACAAA